AGAGGAGACGAGGCCACGGUAGCGGAGAGAGGUAAAGUCGGCGACGAUGACUUGGACACGACCGGCUGCGAAUUGGCUGACGCCGUGCGAAGACGCGAGGAGAAUGUACCCGAGGACAUACGAGGCAACUUGGAGAGUAAGGAGAGGUUAGCUGACGAUAGUAUGAGGGCGGUAUACGUACCGACGACGAGGAUGAUUAUCAUUGUGCUCACGAAUGACUUGGGCGGCGACUUCGAUACUGCUGAGGAGAGAGUGGGUGGCAAAGGAGCUCGUGGCAAAGCUAAUGUAGAA
This is a messenger RNA of Acaulospora colombiana, 291 nucleotides long. The record is from the annotation of a GenBank genome assembly. Lineage: Eukaryota; Fungi; Glomeromycota; Glomeromycetes; Diversisporales; Acaulosporaceae.